AUGGAAAAGGCAUCUGAUUUGAUUUCGGAGCCAUCGGGGUUAUAUUCAGGUUAUGGUGAAUCACUGAUUAUUCAUUUCGAUCCCGAAUCAUUAAUCACAUUUGCUAAUCACAAAUCACAAGAUUAUCAGUCCAAAGAACUAAAUAGACACAAAAAAAGGAGAAGGACCCUCCAUAGAGAUAUAGGUAUCUGUGAAAUACAGAACGGAAGUUCAAAUCAGACAGAUUAUGAAAAUUCCCAAUUAAACCUCCAGGAUGAAUCUGAAUGGAUAGACAUAACUAAUAGAAUUAUAAAAUUUGAGUGUGACUCCCCCAUAGAUUUGAGUGUGUUGCCACAUGAUUCUACAGGGUUUAGGAUACUCGAAUCAAAUGUUUAUGAAUUUAGAACCGAUGAUAUAAAAUUGAACUUUGAGACGGAUGAACACUUACUUGGUGUUAAAAACAAGAACGUAGCUAAACUCAAGUCCAAAUUAUUAUUAUCUAUAAAUAUACAGAAUAAUUCAAAGGAUGAUACAUCAAGUGCUUUAGAAAUUUUAAGGGACGAAGUAGCUAUUCUUAAUCUUCCAUCAUCAAAAAUAAAUUCAGAUAGUUUACAAUUUUUUGGCCCAGGUAUUAAAUUAAUUUUUAAUGCCAAUACAAAUAAAAUAAACGUUAGUUUGUUCUACAGUAUAUAUUUGAAGGGUGAUAUAAGUGGGCGCUUUCCUGUGGAUAUAACUAAUAAGGUCUCAGAAUUAAUUUUAUUGUCUUCAUCUUCGUUGCCUACUUUGAAUGACUUAUCCUAUACGACUGAUGAUGAUAAUCUACAUGAGCCCUCAACACCUCAACUAUUCUAUAAAUCAAUUUCUGAAAACACGGCAAGAAUUCCACUGAUAGAAAAAUCGUUUGAUAUUCCAGAAUUAGAUACAAAUUUACUAAGGUUCCAAAGAAAAACCGUAAAUUGGUUAAUACAAAAGGAAGGGAUGAAGUAUGAUUGGAAUACAAAUAGAUGUGUGAAGGAUUAUGUCAUAGAUAUAGAUCUAAUUAACAUGCUAUCUCAGUAUUUUAGUAACCGAAAGAUAGAUUUUGAAGAAGUAGAUAAUAAAGUCGGUGUUGUCUUAAACAAAUUAUGUUUUGGGUGGAACAGAAUAACUAAUAAGAAUAGAGUAUUUUGGUUCAACAAAUACACUUGCAAUUUGAGCUCUAGGCACCAAACAUAUCAGUUCAUUUUAGACUAUCACAAAGAAUUAAAUGGUAAAAAAUCCGAGGGUGUGUUACCGGCUCAAGGGUUAUUAGCAGAGGAAAUGGGAUUGGGAAAGACAGUAGAAAUUACGACUUUGGUUUUGAUGAACCCAAGACCAAUAGAUGCAGUGAAUGAACCUAUACAAAUUCAACUCCAAUCUUUUGGAGAUCUAAAGACAGUAAUAAAAGCAAAGACCACCUUGAUUAUUGCGCCCGACUCUAUUUUAAAACAGUGGAACGAAGAAAUUGUUCAUUUAGCCCCAUCUUUGGCUGUGACAAUAUACAAUGGGAUUGAUAAAUAUCCGAAACUAGAAAAUAAUGCUGGUUUGAUUGCAGAAUAUUUAAGGCGAUUUGACAUCGUCUUUACAACAUAUUCCACAAUUUCGAAAGAAUUAGACUAUGCUUUAUAUUCAUCUAGAAAUAAACCAACUCGAAACUCUUCCAAACGGAAAGCUUCGUAUUUUGAUAAUGGUGAUACUGGAAGUGAUAAUACAUUCGAAGACAACGAGCCAAGGAAGGAAGCGGCAGACAACAUAGACAACGAAGCAUUACUUAGAGAUUAUAAAGCAAUGUUUCAGUUAUCAUUACAAUCACAAAAACCAAAGAUAGCUAAUGAAAAAUCAUCUGAAAACCAACACGAAACGGACUAUGAAAAGGCAUUACAAGAUGAAAUACAUUUAGCCAUAAAACAUAAUAAAAUUACAGAUAUAUAUAAUACCCACGAGUAUCAGUCACCAUUGAUGUUAACGCAUUUCUGGAGAGUGGUUUUAGAUGAAGUUCAGAUGGUUUCGUCAAGGCUUUCAAGAGCUUUUCAAAGUGCAGCAUUAAUUCCCAGGUUCCACGCAUGGGGUGUCUCUGGUACUCCAAUUAAGAAAGACUUCAAUGAUUUGCAUUCAAUUUUAAGGUUCUUAAAAUUUCAGCCCUUCUCUGGACCUUUGUCCAAAAACAGUUGGGCCACAUUAACGACAGUGAAUGGAAGGUACACUAAUCGUGACUUCAUUAAAUUAUGGAGUCAAAUAAGUUUAAGACAUACUAAAGCAAUGGUCCAUGAUGAUAUUAGAUUACCACCUCAAAGUAGAGUUUUGAUGACGAUUCCAUUUACCCCUGUUGAACAAGAAAAUUAUAAUCAGAUGUUUGAAGAAUGUUUGGCAGCCAUAUGUCUAGAUAGCAAUGGGAAUCCUGUACUAAGCGACUGGGAACCAUCAUCAACUGUAUUGACUUAUAUGAGGUAUUGGCUAGUUAGGCUACGUCAAGUAUGCUGCAAUCCUCAAAUAGGUAAAUUGAAUCUUAAUUCAAAAAAGUAUAAAUCUAAGAAUUAUAAUAGUAGGGUAGUAACUACUGCUCUGCAAUUAAAAACGUUGGAAAAUGUGCUUGAUGAUAUGUUAAUAAAAGCAUCCGAUCAAAUUAGUAGUGCUGAAAAUCUGACUAUUCAGAUAUAUAUCGACGCUGCACAAUUUCAGGAGUAUAUUUUAUUACCAGAGAAGUCAUUAGAAUUCUUAAAAGUAGGCUUACUUGGAAUAAAGCAUAUCCUAUACCGAUUAAAAUUGAUGCUUGAAAAUUAUAUUAAGGAAUAUGGAGAUUAUAGAGUGCGCUAUAACUUAAAACCAGUUAAUAUAGAUGAAGAUAUCGAGGGAGAGAAUGAUGAUAUUGAUAUAAAUGAUAGCUAUGCAUCCUCUAUGGAUGGCAUCCGAGAUGCAUUGAAUAAAUUCCAAGAUAAAAUUCGAAUGACAAGACUCAAGAUCAGAUUGGCUAAGGUAACUUUGCAUAAAUUUUAUUUCUUAAUUGCGUCUUGUAAUUUCCAAUGUUAUGAUGAGGAAUAUAGAGAAAAGAUCAAUACAUUGAAGCUCAGUAACUUUCCCCCGUCAGACGCUUUGAAUAUUCUUGGAAAAGAGAAUAAAAAUACAAAGGAGAUAUCUACUCUUAUAAGUGGAAUUCCAAUAGAAGUGUUUGAUAUAGGAAAAUUUAACGAGCUUGAAGGAUUUUCGACAGUAGGUUUACAAGAGAAUGAACUACAUUCGGCGAAACAUAAGUUCUUGGAGCUGAAAUAUUAUGAUCUUGCGGAACAAACUAGGCAAGAUAUACUAAAAGGAUCAAUUGAGGCAGUAGGCAAAGCUGUCGAUUCUAAAAUUACUUCUAGAGUAUGGUACAAUAAGAAUGGCGAAAAGUUUGUUGAUACUGGUCUAACUUUAUUGCCAAAGACGUCCAAGAAGUUUUUCAAUGUAUUACCAACCAUUCAGGUUGAUUCGUUAAAAAGUUAUAUUGUGGGUAUGAAGUCGAAGUUUUACUUCGAGAAAUUUGAGAGAUUGGCGACUCAGUUGAAUGUUCAAUGUGAAGUUAUUAAUAAUUGGAUGAGUGAAUUGAUCAGAAUUUUAUGUAAACCGUUAUUGAGUCACGAUAAGACACCAGACGGUGAAGAGUAUGAGGGCUCUAUUGAAGAUCAAGAUAAAGCAUCAUGUUACUUGAAUGUAAUUUCGGAGAUAUUGGUAGAUCGUAAUGAAUUUAUUGUAGGUGAUGAAAACUCCACCAAGAUGAACAUUUUGAAAGUAAAUCAAGUUCCUAGUGACACACAUUCAGAGGCCAACAGAAUUAACAGCACAAUAUUCUUAAAUCAACUUGAGGAAAUAAGGGGAAAUGUUAAACCAACAGGAAAGAGUUCUUUACAGGAACUCGUAUUCGAUAUCAAAGACAUCGAAAGUGAAUUAAAAGAUGAGGAAUUCUUAGAUGAAGGUUCGAAGCAAAUUGAAUAUGAUUUGUUCAAGAAAAUAAGUGAAAGGGUACGAACUAUAUUUGCUAACCAAAAACUUGCACAAAUCUUACUCCAAAAGGAACUAAAUUUGAGUUGUAACUCUGUUUUCAAUAGUCGUAUCGAAUAUUUCAAGCAGUUGCAGCAAAUUUCAGAUAGUGUUCAGCCUAGAGAGUAUGAUUUCCUGCAAGAAAAUUUGACUUAUGAGAUUGUUUUAAAAGAACAAGAGAGACAAUUACAGGAAUAUAUCGAAGUAAAUUCAUCGAUGGGUAAAGCUAUUUCAAAGUUCAGAUAUUUGCAAACGUUGAUAAAAAAGGAUGAUAUUAUAGAGAAACCCCACUCCAAUGAUGAUGAAGAAGAACUUAUGUGUAUUAUUUGCAGAUCAACAAUUACAAUUGGCUCUUUAACCCAGUGUGGUCAUAAAUAUUGUAAAGAAUGUUUAGAACUAUGGUUAAGGAAUCAAAAAACUUGUCCAAUGUGCAAGCAUGCGAUAAAUAUAUCAACGGUAUACAAUUUUACCCAUCAUAAGCCAAAUUUGAAAGCAAAUGCUGUGGAUACUACAGGGAAUCAUAAAGUUGAUGAUAAUUUACAUUCUAUUUAUCAACCUAUUGAUGAUGUGAUAAUUGAUGAUAUUCAGCAUAUGCCAUUAAAAAACUCAUACAGUUCUAAGGUUGAUAUGAUUGUGAAACAAGUAUUAUACUUGAGAAGCAAAGAUCCGACGGUUCAAAUUGUUAUUUUCAGUCAAUGGCAGGAUCUCUUAUAUAUACUUGGAACGGCAUUUAAGUCUGCAAAUAUUUCAUUCUUAGGGUCGCAUGGAACGUUAACUCCAGAAGUAGGAGCAGGUCGUCGCCGUAAUAAGUAUGAUAGCGUGGAAGAAUUUAAGGACCCGCAGAACGAAAUCACUUGCUUCUUGUUAAAUGCGAAGGCACAAGCGAGUGGAUUGACAUUAGUGAACGCAACGCAUAUAUUCUUGUGUGAGCCAUUGGUUAACACUUCCCUAGAGUUACAAGCGAUCUCGAGAAUCCAUAGAAUUGGCCAAACUAAACUUACCACAGUGUGGAUGUUUGCAAUUGAGAAUACGGUAGAAGAGAGUAUUGUGCUAAUGUCCACUAAUAAAAGAUUACAGUAUUUUGAAACAGAAACUACGCCAUCGGCACAACAAGAUGGUACAUUGAAAUCAAUAUCGAAAACCAAGGAAAGAAAUUUAAGUAAGGCAGAAUCGAUGACGUUGAUGAAGAGUGGUGGAAUAGAUACAUUAGUCAACAAAGGUAACGGGGAAGGAGAGUCUGUCACCAAUGGGGACUUAUGGAAUGCAUUUUUCUGUGCAAGGGCCAAUAAUGCCGGGAUCAAUGGAUUAAAGGAGAUAAAGAAUUAA
Debaryomyces fabryi is the source of this 5334-nucleotide messenger RNA. RefSeq lists its product as uncharacterized. Gene Ontology annotation, biological process: protein polyubiquitination; DNA damage response. The coding region runs from base 1 to 5334 and encodes 1777 amino acids. Lineage: Eukaryota; Fungi; Ascomycota; Pichiomycetes; Serinales; Debaryomycetaceae. The record is from RefSeq and is a predicted model, not a curated record. Gene Ontology annotation, cellular component: nucleus. The transcript has a single exon. Gene Ontology annotation, molecular function: ATP binding; ubiquitin protein ligase activity; ATP-dependent chromatin remodeler activity.